Molecule: messenger RNA, 628 nt
Organism: Mercenaria mercenaria
Lineage: Eukaryota; Metazoa; Mollusca; Bivalvia; Venerida; Veneridae
Exons: 4
Coding region: 113-562 (149 amino acids)
Source: RefSeq, a predicted model, not a curated record
GCAUUCUGCACAUUACGAUUUAAAUUACAGCGACGAAGGUCAUAGCAAAGAUAGUCUUUAGAUAUAAACAGUGUCGCUUCACACUAUUUUUGGUCCAACGCCGGCGACAAGCAUGAAGAUUCUGUUACUUUUUGUUCUGACGGCUCUUUGUGGUGUCGCAGAGGCAACAACGUUUUACCUCUAUUCUUGUCCGUUAUCUUCGUCAGCAUCAUCAUUAUCCUCAAGUGGUAAUAAAGACUGUUCAAGCAGUAAGCGGGAUAUAGACCACGGAUUUGUCCACACAUACCUACAGAUAGGAUCAACAUGUUAUGAUUGGGGAAACUGGAAUUAUCCUAGACAUUUACCAUGCGACGACCAAGGUCUUGCUUGCUGUGUCCAGACAAAAAGCUUUAUAAAUUCUAGAACUACGUCUUGUGCAGACAGAGUCGGAGAGUUUGAGGUGGCUUGGACAAACAAGGGUAUACGGUAUGAUUUUCUGGCUUGGAACUGUCAGCGCUUCACCAACAUGUUGUUUAAAUUCCUUGCGUCAUGCUAUCCGGAUGCUUCCACUGUUAUAGGAUGACGAAUUUUAUACAUCACAGAGAUGCAGAAUGAUUGCAUUGUAAAAUAGAAUAAAAGUGCAGAAAUA